AUGAGCAAACUCAUGCAUCAUGAAAAAAAAAUUGCUGAUGAGGCCUAUUUUGCUCGGCAAUUUUUCAUUUCUUACUACUAUGCAUGGAAUACUGGGCGUAAAGAAUUACUCUACAGUUUAUAUUCUCAAAGAUCUACUCUCCUUUGGAAUGGCCUAGCUUAUCGAGGAGCAGAUAUUGUUAACUUAUACGACAAAAUUUACCAGCAAAUGUGUUUUACUUCAUUUGAUUAUCAAGUAAUUGACAAUGAGCACAUGUUACUGACUUCAUAUGGGAUGCUCGCUUUGGAUAACGACCCAAGCACAGCACGAACGUUCUCUCAUCAAUUUGUCAUUGAAGCAAUCAAGACAAGUCCACAACAAACAACGGUGACACCGAUCAUUCUCUCGGAAAACUUUAGGUGGAUCGUAAAGGUUGACUCUGGAUUAUUCAAAGAAGUAUUUGAGGAAUAUGAUAGGGGCACUCAAACCCCCUAA
Messenger RNA from Naegleria fowleri, 474 nucleotides. RefSeq lists its product as uncharacterized. The record is from RefSeq and is a predicted model, not a curated record. The coding region runs from base 1 to 474 and encodes 157 amino acids. The transcript has 3 exons. NCBI's taxonomy places the organism in Eukaryota, Heterolobosea, Eutetramitea, Acrasida, Naegleriidae.